CGGCUCCCAGCUCCGACGCGGAGCUGUUUCUCAAACAACGCGCAGCAGAGGCGGCUGCCCUUCUGAAAAGAAGACCCUUGACUAGCGCCUGCAUACUAUCGAGGGUUUGGAGAUGAAGGGUCCUCUCCGGGAGCCCUGCGCCCUGACCCUAGCCCAGAGGAACGGGCAAUAUGAGUUAAUAAUCCAGUUGCAUGAGAAGGAACAGCAUGUCCAAGAUAUCAUUCCUAUAAAUAGCCACUUCAGAUGUGUUCAAGAAGCAGAAGAAACUCUUUUGAUUGACAUCGCUUCAAACAGUGGCUGCAAAAUUCGGGUUCAGGGGGACUGGACCAGAGAGCGCCGCUUUGAAAUCCCUGAUGAGGAACAUUGUUUAAAGUUUCUCUCAGAGGUCCUUGCUGCUCAGGAAGCUCAGUCACAGCUUCUUGCUCCAGAGCAAAAAGACUCAUCUAGCUGGUACCAGAAAUUAGACACUAAGGACAAACCUUCUGUUUUUUCAGGGCUUCUUGGAUUUGAGGAUAAUUUUUCAUCUAUGAACUUGGACAAGAAAAUAAAUUCACAAAAUCAGCCUAUGGGGAUUCAUCGGGAACCCCCACCUCCACCUCCUUCAUUGAAUAGAAUGCUUCCACGUGAAAAAGAAGCUUCUAACAAAGAGCAGCCCAAAGUGACCAACACCAUGCGGAAGCUCUUUGUACCAAAUACCCAGUCUGGCCAGCGGGAGGGUCUCAUCAAACAUAUCCUGGCAAAACGAGAAAAAGAAUAUGUCAACAUUCAUACUUUCAAAUUUUUUGUUGGAACUUGGAAUGUGAAUGGCCAGUCUCCAGAUAGCGCGUUAGAACCCUGGCUGAACUGUGAUCCGAAUCCUCCUGAUAUCUACUGCAUUGGAUUCCAGGAGCUGGAUUUGAGCACAGAGGCCUUUUUCUACUUUGAAUCUGUGAAGGAACAAGAGUGGUCCAUGGCUGUGGAAAGGGGUUUGCAUUCCAAAGCCAAGUAUAAGAAAGUUCAAUUAGUUCGCCUUGUUGGGAUGAUGCUCCUUAUAUUUGCCAGAAAGGAUCAAUAUCGGUACAUCCGUGAUGUUGCUACAGAAACAGUUGGAACUGGAAUCAUGGGGAAAAUGGGAAACAAAGGUGGGGUAGCUGUGAGAUUUGUGUUUCACAACACUACUUUCUGCAUUGUUAAUUCCCACCUGGCUGCCCAUGUGGAAGACUUUGAGAGAAGGAAUCAAGAUUAUAAGGACAUCUGUGCAAGAAUGAGUUUUGUGGUCCCCAAUCAGACCCUUCCACAACUGAACAUUAUGAAACAUGAUGUUGUAAUUUGGUUGGGAGAUUUGAACUACAGACUUUGCAUGCCUGAUGCCAGUGAAGUGAAAAGUCUUAUUAGUAAGAAUGAUCUUCAGAGACUCUUAAAAUUCGAUCAGCUAAAUAUCCAGCGCACACAGAAAAAAGCUUUUGUCGACUUCAAUGAAGGGGAAAUCAAAUUUAUCCCCACUUACAAGUAUGACUCGAAAACAGACCGAUGGGAUUCCAGUGGAAAAUGUCGGGUUCCAGCUUGGUGUGACAGAAUUCUUUGGAGAGGAACAAAUGUUAAUCAGCUUAAUUACCGGAGUCACAUGGAACUGAAAACCAGUGACCACAAGCCUGUUAGCGCCCUCUUCCAUAUUGGGGUGAAGGUAGUGGAUGAACGGAGGUAUCGGAAAGUCUUUGAAGAUAUUGUACGCAUCAUGGACAGAAUGGAAAAUGACUUCCUUCCUUCCUUAGAACUCAGCAGGAGGGAGUUUGUGUUUGAGAAUGUGAAGUUUCGGCAGCUACAAAAGGAGAAGUUCCAGAUCAGCAACAAUGGACAGGUUCCCUGCCAUUUUUCUUUCAUCCCUAAACUUAAUGACAGCCAGUACUGCAAGCCAUGGCUUCGGGCUGAACCUUUUGAGGGCUACUUGGAGCCAAAUGAGACAGUGGACAUUUCUCUUGAUGUGUAUGUCAGCAAAGACUCUGUGACCAUCCUGAACUCAGGGGAAGAUAAGAUUGAAGAUAUUCUUGUCCUUCAUCUGGAUCGAGGCAAAGAUUACUUUUUGACCAUCAGUGGAAAUUACCUCCCAAGUUGUUUUGGUACAUCCUUAGAAGCUUUGUGCCGAAUGAAAAGACCAAUCCGAGAAGUUCCAGUUACCAAACUCAUAGACUUGGAAGAAGACAGCUUCCUAGAAAAGGAGAAAUCUCUUCUGCAGAUGGUUCCCUUGGAUGAAGGUACCAGUGAAAGACCCCUUCAGGUACCCAAGGAGAUCUGGCUUCUAGUAGAUCACUUAUUCAAAUAUGCCUGUCACCAGGAGGACCUGUUCCAAACUCCUGGAAUGCAGGAAGAGUUACAGCAGAUAAUUGAUUGUCUGGAUACCAGCAUUCCUGAGAAAAUUCCGGGCAGUAAUCACUCUGUGGCUGAAGCACUGCUCAUUUUCCUGGAAGCCCUGCCAGAGCCAGUUAUCUGUUAUGAGCUAUAUCAGCGAUGUCUUGACUCUGCUCAUGAUCCUCGAAUCUGCCGACAGGUAAUUUCUCAACUGCCAAGAUGCCAUAGAAAUGUUUUCCGUUACUUGAUGGCAUUCCUUCGAGAACUCUUGAAAUUCUCUGAGUACAACAAUGUCAGCGCCAACAUGAUCGCCACUCUCUUCACUAGUCUUCUCCUAAGGCCUCCACCCAACCUUUUGGCAAGACAGACUCCAAGUGACCGCCAGCGUGCCAUCCAGUUCCUUCUGGGCUUUCUGCUUGGGAGUGAUGAAGACUAAGUCUUUUCUUCUCCAAAAUUCUAGAGAAGAAAGAUCUUGGGUUCCAAGUAUUUCAGAAUGAUUUGAGAAGGCGUGCCACAGGAAGGGUCUAUUGCAGGAUCUCAGGUUCUGUUAAUAGUGCAAAAGAAAGAGAGUUUCUUAAUCCCUUCUUUACCAUAUUCUACACAGCAAAAUACUUUUAGACUUAUAUUGCCAAGCCAAAGUUACCAUAUUUUGGUGUUUUUGUGUUUUCUCUUUAUAAGGCAAAGAAGUCUGUAUUUACACUCCUUUACCUAGGGAUAUAUUUGUUGCCCUUCAACCCAAUUGUCAUGAUUGUCCUUAGUCAUAGGCCUAGACUCUGAGGUGUUUCCGUUCUAGGCCUAUAAGCACUACUUCCUAUAUCUCAGACUUGUCUGUAGUCCUUCAUAUAAUGCACUUUUGACCCACUCCUCCCCAUGUCACUCCUUUGCACUCCCCUUCACUCAUUCUAUGGCUUCAAAGGAAGCCUGGAUGAGGCUAAUGACUCCUUGGAUGUCCUUAACAGUGAGUUCAAUGUUUGUAAGUGGUCACUACAUGCAUUUGUGCAUUUCUACUACAAUGGCAUCUGUAUGUCACUGUUAUUGGCCUUUUUGUGGAUCCGCACUGGGUGGAACCAUUUUUCUUGUCUCAGAUCACAUUUAGUAACAUAACUUUAGGAGUUAUAGAGGUGGCAUCACAUUGAUAUAAGAGAAUCACAGUCAGAGUGGAAACACUUUGAAUAUUUCAGGAGUGAGAGUAUUCACAUUUGAUAAGUCCUGUUUCCUACUCUCCCUUUCCUAGUAUUAUUUACAUUUUAUAUGAGGAUCAAUCCUGGGUACUAGGCGACCCAUCUCCCACUUAGAAAUCCACCUCUAAUGGUGGGCACAGUGGUACAUGCCUGUAAAUCCCAGCAACUUGGGAAACUGAGGCUGGAG
Urocitellus parryii (Arctic ground squirrel) is the source of this 3693-nucleotide messenger RNA. NCBI's taxonomy places the organism in Eukaryota, Metazoa, Chordata, Mammalia, Rodentia, Sciuridae. The record is from RefSeq and is a predicted model, not a curated record.